GUUUUUACCGGACUCGUUUCUUGGGAGUGCGCGUUCUCCCGUUGCCGUGGCAGCCAGAGCCGGAGCGGUGGCGGGGCUGCGUGCUAGCUGUUUAUGAUGGAUAUUCAAGAGCGAGAUCUGCUCGGAAGCCGCGACAACAUUGUUGAGAUGCAAGACUUGGAGGAAGAGGAUUUUGCUGUGUCAAGAUCAUCGGAUGCUGAGGCAUUGUUUGACACUGUAAUAGGGAACAUUGAGGAUAUCAUAAUGGAGGACGACUUCCAGAAUCUUCAGCAGUCGUUUAUGGAGAAAUAUUACCUGGAGUUUGAUGACUCAGAGGAGAAUAAACUCAGUUAUACACCAAUUUUUAAUGAAUAUGUUGAUCUCUUAGAAAAGCAUCUGGAACAUCAACUGAUGGAACGAAUUCCUGGGUUUAACAUGAAUGAUUUCAUUCAUUCGUUGAAGCAACACAAAGAUGAAGUCUCAGGGGAUAUAUUUGACAUGCUGCUCACUUUUACAGACUUUAUGGCUUUUAAAGAAAUGUUUAUUGAAUACAGAGCGGAACGUGAGGGACGAGGACUGGACCUAAGUACUGGCCUGGUGGUGAAAUCUUUGAGCACAGUUACUUCCACAACGGUCACUUCCAGCUCAGCAUCAGGCUCUUUCUGACUCAAGCUGCAAUGAUGUUUCAUACAUCUAAUCACAAUUAUUUCAUCACUCACAUUCCCCUAAAAUCAGAGCCAUAGCACAACAACCCAACUUGUUAUUUCUGCUUUUUCAGUCAUGUCAUGUUGGGUUAGUUUUGCUCCAGCUUCAGGAACCUUGUUUGCUGCCAUACCAGCUGAAUGAUGGGGAAUCACAUGUUUGCUUUGGUUUAAUAUUUAAACUUGACAUUACCCAACA
Messenger RNA from Astyanax mexicanus (Mexican tetra), 879 nucleotides. RefSeq names its product ADP-ribosylation factor-like 2 binding protein (gene arl2bp). Gene Ontology annotation, biological process: positive regulation of tyrosine phosphorylation of STAT protein; maintenance of protein location in nucleus. The coding region runs from base 94 to 645 and encodes 183 amino acids. The transcript has 7 exons. The record is from RefSeq and is a predicted model, not a curated record. Gene Ontology annotation, cellular component: mitochondrial intermembrane space. NCBI's taxonomy places the organism in Eukaryota, Metazoa, Chordata, Actinopteri, Characiformes, Acestrorhamphidae.